AUGGAUGUGGAUGAGGAGGAUUUCGUGUUCUACGGUACGCCGAUUGAGCGCGAGGAAGACAUCACCACUCGGAAGAAGAAGGCCGUGGCUGAAGCCUCCGGUCAGUUGCGGAGCGUUGUUCCUUGGAAGCAGGAGGUGAGAGAUGAGGAAGGCAGGCGGAGGUUUCAUGGGGCCUUUACUGGUGGAUAUUCUGCUGGAUACUAUAAUACAGUUGGUUCUAAAGAGGGAUGGACUCCACAGUCUUUCACAUCUUCUCGGAAGAACAGAGCUGAAAUUAAGCGACAGGACAUUAUGAACUUUUUGGAUGACGAUGAGAAAGAGGAGCUGGACAACCGUUCCCUUGCUACAUCUACACAGUUUGACACUUUUGGAUUCACUGCAGCAGAACUUGCUCGACAACAAGUUGAGAAGGAAACCAAAAAAAGGCCAUCAGCCAUUCCUGGACCUAUUCCUGAUGAAUUAAUAGUUCCCGCCACAGAAUCUAUUGGUGUCAAAUUGCUGCUGAAGAUGGGAUGGAGGCGUGGUCGUUCUAUUAAGGAUUCAAGUGCCACUUUACUUAAAGAUAAAGAAGCUAGGAAAAAUUUUGUUGCAUCUUCAGCUGACAAUAAAUCUGCAAAGAGCGCAGAUUCUGAGCUGGUUGAAAAUGACACAGAGGCUUGUUCGUAUUCACCAACUGAUGAUGGUGGUAUCCCAAAAAGUACACCUGUGUAUGUCAUCAAUCCAAAGCAAGACUUGCAUGGUCUGGGUUAUGAUCCUUACAAGCAUGCUCCUGAGUUUAGGGAAAGGAAAAGAGCACGGAUGCUUGGGACUAAGGAGACAAAUCCACAGAAACCUUUUUCAGUGGGUGAUGGUCUUUUUGGUUUCAAAUCAGGAAGGAUUGCUCCUGGUUUUGGCAUUGGCGCUCUCGAAGAUCUUGAUGUAGAAGAUGAAGAUGUAUAUGCACCAGGUUAUGACUUUGAAGAAUUCCAAAUCAAGGAAAUUGAAGAACCUUCAAGACCAAUGAUUGAGAAUGUGAAAUUAUUGGGUAAUAAGGAAAGUGGUUUCUUGUCUGGUUUUAAGCCUGCAUCAAAUUCUGAUUACCAGUUGGAAAGAUAUGGACCACCAGAUAUUCCGAAAAAUUUUGUCCCUCGUCAUAAAUUCACCGCCCCACUGGAUGUUGGCAAUAAAUUGAGUGGGGCAAUGCCACCCGAAGUUCCUCCUCCGGAGGAUAACAGUCUCAGACUCCUAAUUGAUGGAAUGGCAACUUUAGUAGCUCGUUGUGGGUUAUUGUUUGAGGACCUUUCUCGGCAGAAGAAUCAAUCAAACCCAUUGUUCUCGUUCUUGUUUGGUGGAAAUGGUCAAGAUUAUUAUGAGAGGAAGCUCUGGGAGGAGCGGCAGAAACACAAAGAUAGGAAUACAUUGCAGUUGAAUGAGCAAAAGUUUCAAAGUGCAGAGAAGAUGACUGCGGAAAAUCGUGGCAGAAUUCUGGGUGAAAAGCCUCUCGAAAGAAGCCUCAAAAAUUCAGCUACAUCUUCUAGUUCUGCGGACAAUGUCAAUCUUCAAUUUCACCUCUCCGAUACAUUCACCACUCCUAUCUCAUUUUCUGGACCAGCUGAAGUUGUAAAACCUUUCCAAGAGGACCCUGCAAAGCAGGAAAGGUUUGAGCAGUUCUUGAAAGAGAAGUAUCACGGAGGUCUUCGCUCUAAAGAUGUUGGUGGAUCAAGUAAGAUGUCAGAAGCUUCCCGUGCUCGUGAGAGGUUGGAGUUUGAAGCUGCAGCCGAGGCAAUGGAGAAAGGUAAAAGGGUGAGUGAAAAUAAGGACCCUAGUCGGUUGUUUGGAGAUGUGCUGCCGACUACAGGUUUGCAGUUCACUUCUGGUGUACUGGAGCAAGUCAAGAUUGGUAAAGAAGAAUUGGUCAAAGAAUCAAAGCUUCCAAAGAGAGAGGAGUACCCGUGGAGGCCAUCAUCUCUUCUAUGCAAGCGCUUUGAUUUAACUGAUCCUUAUAUGGGGAAGCCGCCUCCACCUCCACGACCUAGGAGCAAAAUGGAUGCUCUUAUCUUGAUGCCAGAUCCUGUUGCAGCUGCGGUAGUAGAACAUCAGAUGAUGCCAGUUGGGAACCAAUCAUCUAGUUUGCAGGCAGGCACUGGGGAUAAAGCCGAAGGCUUUGUUACCGAAGAUAUUAAGGUGGAUGCUGAAAAUAUAGAGAGGCCUGUUGAUCUCUAUAAGGCUAUAUUUUCUGAUGACUCUGAUGCUGAGGAUGAAAAUAAUAAUCCAGCAGUCCCGGGAGAGGAUCCGGAAGAGAAGAUGGAAGUUGCGAAUAAAACUCUGAAUCGCUUGAUAGCUGGGGACUUCUUGGAAUCCUUGGGUAAAGAGUUAGGUCUUGAGGUUCCUCCUGAUGUACCUUACCCAGAAAAUAGAGAUAGGGGAAUGCCUUCUGGGAAGGACAGUAAAAUUGCUUACAAGGGAGGCAAGGACAUGGAGCAAAGAGUAAAUGAUCGCUCUUCUGACAGCGCUGGUGGUGGAAAUUUGAUGGUCUCAGAAAUGCGUCAAACAGGUCACGAGGGCAUGAUUCAUUGGAUAGGGAGAUCUAAUCCCGAAACAAGCAAUCCUGCUAAUGGUAGAAAAAUGGCUGAGGCUGGUAUCCUUGAGAGAAGUGGAGAUGAGAACAUUGAACCUGCUGCAACUAAAGAGGAGAAGAAAACUAAAUCUGCCACUCAUCAGCACAAUAAUUCGGGCAGUGACUCCUCAGAAGAUGAAAGAAGCAGAAAACGUAGUCAUCAUAGGCGCCGGAGAAGCUAUUCAGAUAGUGAAUCAUCUGAUUCUUCUGAUGAUUCGCGACGCCGUUCAAGGUCCGAAGGAAAGAGGAAGAGAUCAUCCCGUGAGAAGAGUAGCAGUCGAAGACAUUCAAAGCACCAUAAACACAGACAUAGAACAUCUUCCAAGAGAAACUCUCAUUAUGGUUCUGACAAAGAGCAUCGAAAAGCCAAAGACAGAAGCAGAUACAAGGACUGA
Messenger RNA from Oldenlandia corymbosa var. corymbosa, 2991 nucleotides. Lineage: Eukaryota; Viridiplantae; Streptophyta; Magnoliopsida; Gentianales; Rubiaceae. The record is from the annotation of a GenBank genome assembly.